AUGACUCCAGAUACAGAAACACCAAAUAGACGACUCCCAAGCUUAGUACAGCUAUGCCAACGAGUGGCCGCGUUGCACGUCGAAUCUAUCGAUAGUUUUGAUGACGAUAUGUCUUUUGACCUUGUCCGACCAAUGCUAGAGUACUGUUCCGCGGAUCACCUUCUCAGGCUGGAGGGUUCCACUGCCAAUUUGGAUGCAAUGACCAAUGACUUAUGGAAAACUCUUUGUUACCGCCACCACCCAAUCGAUGCUUCGAAACGUAAUGAAGAGCAGCCGCAGGAGCCUCCUUCAUGGAGAGAUGAGUUUUUUACUCUUCGUGCCAUUGAAGCGAGACGGUUCGAAGAGAUAGGGUCGCGGAUCCGUAGCCAACGCCUGGAAGCCGAGGGACGCAAGCGCGAAAAGGAAAUCAAGUUCACAAGCACCCCUCCUCCUGCGAAGAGAGCCCGCGGAUGGAACGGUACCGCCCAACCAAAGUCCCUGUUUCAGAAGACUCGGACAGAAGCCACAAAAGUGCAGAAGUCCAUGUUCGGGCCACAACUGCGACCUCCUAUGCUUACCGCGAAGUCAUAUAGCAAGCCAGCCCUCACGCCACUCCUGUCACCACCACCUUCCAUCAAGUCUGCUCCGUACCCAUCUGGUAGCCGUGUCAUCGUCAAAGCGUACCAUCCCCGAAGUCACCAUGAGACAUCUUUAGAGACGUCUGAUACCACCACCAGCGCUUCCCUUCAUUCACUGUCCCCCACUUCAUCUCACUCCUCAUCAUCUUCUAUCGAUCCCCGCGCUGCCCCUCGGCCAAUCUCCGUGACCCAUACUGCAUCAACCGGGAACUUCACCGUUGACAAUGCUUGGCUUCCUCCCACCCACUCAUCUCCCACACCAUCUCCUCCCAAACCUCCCUUGGGUGCAAAUAACCUUCGUUUCACCCCGGAAGGUGAAGCAUGUCUACAGGCUCUCCCAUCUAGAACACCAUACAUGUAUGUCACCCCUUCGGAGGCCCAGUCUCCGUCGUGCAAGCACACCAAGAAGCCUGCUAGGUCGGCCUUAUUCAUGCCUAAACAUCGCGCGCACUCACAACUCCCUUCUGGGGCUCGAGGGACGGCAUAACCUCAUUCUCUCUGUGCAGAUGCACUGCUCUUGUCUACCCAGUGACCCUGCUAUACGGUCACCUCUGGCCCAUCGACCGCCUUCUCUGGCCUCGCUUAUGCCCAUUCAAACUCGCCAUUUUCACAUUCUCCCACAUCCGUCGCAUUGCAUCACAUCUUUAUCCACUGCUUUUUACCGUUGUACUCUACCCUCUUCCUCGGUAUCCGUUUCAUCCACGUUACUCGAGCUCUCUGUACACUUGUCGCCACGCCCUCCCAUUUUAUAUUAGUUAGCAUUUGCACCCACCCAUUUCUGGAUAAUGUAUCAGACCG
This is a messenger RNA of Stereum hirsutum FP-91666 SS1, 1415 nucleotides long. RefSeq lists its product as uncharacterized. The record is from RefSeq and is a predicted model, not a curated record. Gene Ontology annotation, biological process: transcription elongation by RNA polymerase II. The transcript is spliced from 7 exons. The coding region runs from base 1 to 1104 and encodes 367 amino acids. Lineage: Eukaryota; Fungi; Basidiomycota; Agaricomycetes; Russulales; Stereaceae. Gene Ontology annotation, cellular component: nucleus; elongin complex.